Penicillium verhagenii is the source of this 777-nucleotide messenger RNA. RefSeq lists its product as uncharacterized. Lineage: Eukaryota; Fungi; Ascomycota; Eurotiomycetes; Eurotiales; Aspergillaceae. The record is from RefSeq and is a predicted model, not a curated record. Bases 1 to 777 code for a protein of 258 amino acids. The transcript is spliced from 2 exons.
AUGGCAAUCUCAACAGGCAGACCACAAAAGGUCACUGGUGCACCGGAUUAUGACAACCCGGUGUUUUGGGACGAUCGAUUUGCGACCGGUCGGGAUGUAGGUGAAUGGUUGAAUUCUGGCGAGGCGCUUGUCGACGCAGUAGUGUCAGACUUGGAGAGUCGAGCGAGUGAACGCCCGCGCGUCUUACAUCUGGGCCCAGGCGUUUCCCAAUUAGGCCUUAAAUUACGCGACGCUUGUACGAAACGUGACUGGAUGGGAAAUGGGAUUGUCAAUGUCGACUUCUCUGGAGAAGCUGUACGGCUUGGACAAGAAUAUGAAAGUCACAAAUCCCCCUCCGAGGCCAUGCAUUGGCAACGGGCCGAUCUCCUAUCGUGGACUCAUGUGUCAGAUCUUUUGCCGUUCGCGCCUUUCGAUGUGAUUCUCGACAAAAGCACCAGCGAUGCUAUUGCCACUUCCACCGAUCAGCAUUUCACGUCUAUAGCAGGAGAAGACAUUUCAUCACUUUGUCCAGCUGUUCGGGAGGUGCUAUCUACUCGCCCUUCAAUCACCCUUUCCCCUGUCGAAUUGCUGGGGCUUAAUCUCGUGCCAUUGACGCAGAAAGAUACCACUUGGGUUGUCCUAUCAUAUUCUACCUUCCGCUUCGACAAUCUUGCCUUCCUUGACCAAUACUGGUCUCUACGCUCCCGGACACCAUUAAAAGCACCUGCGGGUCCCGUGUCGUCGUCUGCCUAUACCCCCGACGUGUUUCAUUGGCUAUACAUCCUGGAUCGGAGAUGA